Messenger RNA from Exophiala viscosa, 2626 nucleotides. RefSeq lists its product as uncharacterized. Bases 69 to 2573 code for a protein of 834 amino acids. Gene Ontology annotation, molecular function: DNA-binding transcription factor activity, RNA polymerase II-specific; zinc ion binding; RNA polymerase II cis-regulatory region sequence-specific DNA binding. The transcript has a single exon. Gene Ontology annotation, cellular component: chromatin. The record is from RefSeq and is a predicted model, not a curated record. NCBI's taxonomy places the organism in Eukaryota, Fungi, Ascomycota, Eurotiomycetes, Chaetothyriales, Herpotrichiellaceae. Gene Ontology annotation, biological process: DNA-templated transcription; regulation of transcription by RNA polymerase II.
CCUUCCUCUGCAUAGCGCCACAGCACAACAACUCCCCGGCGCCCUUUCUGAUGGCCCAGUAAUACAAGAUGGUCGGCAAGGGACGCCCCAGCGAUAUGAAGUGCGCUUUCUGUGAUCGCUGCUUUACAAAGAGCGAGCACCUCAAACGCCACCAACGGCAUCAUACGGGAGAAAAGCCAUUCAAGUGCUCAUUUUGUGGAAGAUCCUAUGCAAGAAGCGAUGUCCUUGCGCGGCACUUGCGAAACCACCAUACAGGGGACGAAGCCAACUCAAUUCGCUCAAUGACACGAGGCAAUCUCGUAACGUCCUCCCCAAACAAAACGAGCAACGGCGAAGGCGAUGAUCCUGACCGCGUAUUCCCACAUCUACCCGAUGUUAAUCUGACGAUGGCGAACGAGACCCUGCCAACACAAUCAACUGAGACGUCAACGAUGACAACGGCACAAUUUCCGUCUUUGACUCAGAUGACCUCCGAGCAACCAGCAAGUUUCGACUUUCGUGAUGUCGACUUCGAUCUUCCGGCGGAUUAUGACUUCAAUUUUCCGACACUUUAUGAGGCAUUGAAUGUGUGGCUCACGCCAACAGCAAUGACGGAAAACGACAUUAUUCUCUCGCCGUCGCCGACCCAAGCGAGAUCCCUACCUUCCAUGUGCACGUCAAACUCGCGAUCAUUGGAGCUUUCCAAGCGGGUACAAAAGGCAUGGCCCCGAAGACGCGCCUCUGCAGUCGUACUAGCUAUCCGGAACAUGUGGCGCCGUGCUGCUCAACACCCUGCGUACAACCUCUUCUCCAGCAGUGGUACUAAUGCCGAGACCAUGCACAAUUCUACCAAGACCUCGAGGUGGAAUAUGGAUGACGAGUGCAGAGCCAGGCUCAUGUCGGAUUGUGAUACCGUCCUUCUUCCGGCUGAAAAAUACUCUGGUGGCUUUACAGCACCAGGAUCACCCCAUAUCUCGGUGACACAGGAACAAGACGUGGAAGUGGAAGGGCUGUCGCCACAGUCACCAACGCUGACUUUUCCUUCAACUGAGACCCUGGAUAUGAGUCUUGGCCUCUUCUUCCGGCGCUUUCACCCAGUCCUUCCUUUUGUUCAUCAAGCGACCUUUGACGCCAAAACCACACCGAGCUCCAUGCUGCUCCCCAUGUGCCUCAUAGGCCUAUCAAUACUCAACCCUGGCGGCACUGAUGACUUUAUACGGCUGUACAUUGGCAAAUUACUACGGUUCUGCCGGUUAGACCUCACAUAUAAAGGUCUUGGCAAAGGCGGCGCUCAACAACUGGUCACGUCCCUUGCGUCUUCGCUAUUAGUACUCUACCUGGGUCUUAGCUGCGAGCGACUAGUUGAUGUCCAUCAGGCACACAUGCUUGCCAUACAAACACUUUUCAUUGCCGAUCGUCAUGGCAUGUUCUCCGCCCAUGUGGGAGAACCAAUUACCGCGGCCAUGUUCCAAAACAUGGACCAAGAAUGUUUCUGGAAAGCUUGGGCUCGUGUUGAAUCUUUAAAGAGGCUUGUCGUCUGUCUGAUUUCGAUUGAUUCAGCGUAUACGAGGAUGCUAGAUCUAGCUGCCAACAUUGGCCUAGACAGGGUCGAGGUGGUACUCCCAUGUGAUGCUGCGUUAUUUGAUGCGCCCACGGCCGCGGCGUUCUUCCGGAAGAUCGAAUCUGGUGCGUCUUCGACUGCGGCCCAGGUUGACAUGUCUGCAGUCAGGUCGAGCGAGAUCUUGGGGUUCGACCUCUCUGGUGUAAAGGUACUCCUUGAUGUACUGGCACUGCGGGAAGCGGCAGCAAGACAUAGGUUGCUGUUCAGCGGAUCAACCCCCUUGAAACAUAUGUCCUCAGUUCCGGCAUUGGCUUUCGCAGCAAAUGACGCAGCGUGCGGUAUAGCAGAGACUUUGGCAUCCCUGACGACUUCAAGGUGCGCCUUGAUCAAGCAAGAUCCACCUGCUGCCCUCGCCUGGAACCAUCUUUGUCUCAUGCUUGCGGCAGACUUGGACAACAUCCAGACUGCAUGUGGCAGGACGGGGCUUGAGGCUUCACAAAAAGCCUUUGCUGAUCUUGCAGCAUGGGUUCAAACAGCCAGUGCACGAAGAGCUGUCCUGCAUGCAUCACAGAUCUUCCACAUACUUUCUCGCCACCGCAUAUCCGACCACAAGACGCUUCUGUACGAACAGAUGCUGUCAAGCGCAGCCUUGGUCAUGACAACCUAUGUCCGUCUCUGUGUACAAACAACCGAAUGGCACGCAGAAAGCAUUGAGCUGCUGCAAAAUGUUGACUGGGCAGCUGUUGGCCAGCUAGGUCUUUCUGGAUCACAAUCUGUUGAUGGGGAUAUGUGGUCAAUGUCCGAUGAUCAGUCUUGCAGAUUCAUUGGCGGAGGUGGGCUGUUCACGUUUGGUGGGGAGACAUACUCUCUUGGUGCUGUGUCUGCACGGAAAAUGGUGCUGAGUUAUGCACAGCUCCUCGACGAGAUUGCCCCACGCCACGAUUCAGAGCACUCGCAGUUGCUUCGCACAAUUGGAGACUUCCUCGAUACAGGGGUGACCGCACAAUCAGACUUUGACCCGGGAAUGACGUGAUGGACGCCAGAAUUGUCACCUUUAUCUCGACCCAUCACGAGGCAGGCAAUGCU